Effrenium voratum is the source of this 1062-nucleotide messenger RNA. NCBI's taxonomy places the organism in Eukaryota, Dinophyceae, Suessiales, Symbiodiniaceae. The record is from the annotation of a GenBank genome assembly.
AUGGCGCGUGCCUUGCCCUACAUCGCGGUCUGCAAAGAGAAGUUUUUGGCGACCCAUGGGGGCAUCAGCCCCGAGUUCGUGCGGGCCUGCCGAGGCGGAGACUUUAAGCAUUGCCUCACCCCUGAGAUCGGGCAAAUGAUGGUGUGGUCAGACCCCACCGAGCAGCGCGGGUGGGUGCCAUCGCGGCGCGGGCCGGGCAUCAAGAUGUACGGCGCAGAUGUGACCCUCGACUUCCUCCGGACCCACGGCCUGAAGACCAUCAUCCGGGGCCACGAGCAGCAGAUGAAAGGCCACAACAUCAUGUCCCUAGGAGGCGAGUACGGUGUCAUCACGGUCUUCUCCGCCGCAGACUACACUGGGCUUUUCUGCACCAGAAGUGACGGCUUGCCGCAGAAACGCCCGCCCUGGGAUUAUGUCAACAUGUUCACCAGCCCCGGGCAGCACAACCGGGGAGCCAUUCUGUUCGGCGACCACGACGGGAUAGACUUGAACUUUGCAACACAGACGCUCAGCGGGGCGCAAUCUCGACAACUGGCCGCGGACUUGACUCACUCCCACUGCGGAGGAUCCUACGCGCGCUCACGUCGCUCGUAUCUGGAGCAAACCAGCGCCCCUUCCUCGCAUCCGGUGGCCGGGACCAGGACGCCGGUCACCGCGGACACAGAAACAGAGGCAAAGCUCCCGAUGUCCAAAUUCUUCAGCCUAGCGGAAAUGGAGGAGCUGCAGCAGAGGAAGGCCCACGGCUUGGGCAACGAGAGCUGCCCAGAGCUUUCGGCCAGCGAGGCGGAGUCCCAUGAGCAGUUCAUCCGAGCUUCACUGGCCUCGGGGCUUAGCGACCCGCAAGCCUUGGCCUUCGAGAUGCGAAAGCUGCUGGAUCUUCAGGGCGAAGGCUUUGUCUGCAGCGAGACCCCUGAGACCGAGCGGGCAGAGGCUUGCAACAUGGCCAAGAAGGACAAGCUCACGCUGGCGGUGUACCGCGAGUUGUUUGGCGAGAAGGGGGAGGAGGAGAUCUUUGAAGAGGAUGUGGCGGCCAGAGAGAAUGAGGUGGACGAGGUCUUGUGA